This is a messenger RNA of Racocetra persica, 431 nucleotides long. The record is from the annotation of a GenBank genome assembly. Lineage: Eukaryota; Fungi; Glomeromycota; Glomeromycetes; Diversisporales; Gigasporaceae.
UCACCAAUAAUGUUCAAGAAAAUACUAGAAAUAUAGUAAAUGAAUUAACAGUGGGAGAUAAACGUGAUGAAAUAGUGGAUAUUCAAAUGAGUCAGCAAUACAAUAUUAAUGAAAAAGAACGAAUAGAAUAUUCUCUAUCUAAAUCGUCUGAUGCUGAUCUUAAUGCAAGUGGUGGGCUUCAAAGUUCUAAUAAGAUGGUAAACCUUUUACAAACAUCAAAUGAUCCAGAGUUUGGUAAAGAAAUAGAAUACAAGCAUGCUAAUACAAAUCAAGAUCCUGAUGUUGGAGAAGCAAACAUGUCUGAAAUUGCAAAAAGAAAUAAAAAUAAAAUACUUGCAAUUUCAUCAAUUAUUGACAAUCAACAAAAGCUAUCUACUUUAUUGUCAAAUAUUAAUGAACAAAAUCAAUCUGAUAAAUUAAUAGAUUUUCAG